This is a messenger RNA of Glycine soja, 1892 nucleotides long. RefSeq names its product equilibrative nucleotide transporter 8-like. The record is from RefSeq and is a predicted model, not a curated record. NCBI's taxonomy places the organism in Eukaryota, Viridiplantae, Streptophyta, Magnoliopsida, Fabales, Fabaceae. The transcript has 2 exons. Gene Ontology annotation, cellular component: plasma membrane. Gene Ontology annotation, biological process: nucleoside transmembrane transport. Bases 413 to 1609 code for a protein of 398 amino acids. Gene Ontology annotation, molecular function: nucleoside transmembrane transporter activity.
CAAGUACUAGACAUCUUACUCUUACCCAUGUGUGACCGUAUGACCAAAAGGUAUAUCUAAUAUCACCCAUUCGUUGCUGUCCCCACAGAGCACAAAUUUUCUUAUUCAUACAUUAAGCAUAUCGAUCCAUGUCCAACUCCAUCAAUCAAAUGCGUUCGUCUGUGUGUGUGCGUGUGCGUGUCAGUGUAUAUAUACGUAUGAAGCCUAGCAAAAGUGUCAACUAGUCCUAAACUAGCUCCUAGCACAAGUAGAAGAACUACCUCACUAGUCACUACCAGUAUCAACCACCACUUCCUCUUAUAUUCCUCACCCUCUCUCUCACUCUAUUCAAACAUCACCAUAGUUUAGCACUUGAGUUAUUAUAUCAACCACGAAUGUCCACAAGUUGAGAAGAAAAAAAAAGUAGCAAAAGAUGGAAGCUGUUAAGUUGGUGUCUAGUGAUCCAAGUGAGAGACCAGACACAUACCGAGUCGCUUACAUAAUUCAUUUCUUGCUUGGUGCUGGCAACUUGCUUCCUUGGAAUGCCUUGAUCACUGCAGUGGAUUACUUUGCCUACCUCUAUCCAACAAAACACAUAGAAAAGGUUUUCUCUGUGGCCUAUAUGAUUUCAUCAGUGAUGGUGCUUCUUGGGAUGAUCAGUUGGGGGGGUUGGAGCAAAACAACAUUGAGGCUGAGAAUGAACUUGGGGUUCUCCAUGUUCGUUAUGUCUCUUAUGGUAGCACCAGUCAUAGACUGGACCUCAAGCAGCACCAAGCUCAAUGAGAGACCGAGUGGCGCCUACAGCUUGACGGUUGCAGCAGUGGUGAUAUGUGGUUUAGCAGAUGGCUUGGUGGGUGGAAGCUUGAUAGGAUCAGCUGGAAAGCUCCCAAAACAGUAUAUGCAAGCAGUUUUUGCUGGAACUGCUUCUUCAGGUAUUAUAAUUUCGAUCUUGAGGAUAAUAACCAAGGCAUCACUCCCACAAACCCCAAAGGGACUCAAAAUAAGUGCUCACUUGUACUUCAUGGUUGCCACCAUUUUCCUCCUAUGUUGUAUUAUCUUUAGCAACUUGCAGCACAAGUUACCUGUUAUGCAGCAGUAUCAUCAGAGGCUUCAUCAGGAGAGCACCGUAUGCACAGGGACAAAAUUUUGGGCAGUGGCAGGAAAAAUCAAGGGGGCAGCGUUUGGAAUUUUCAUAAUCUACAUAGUGACUUUGUCUAUUUUCCCUGGAUUUAUAGCCGAAGAUCUUGAAUCCAAGAUUCUAAGGGAUUGGUAUCCUAUUUUACUGAUAACAGUUUAUAACUUAGCUGAUCUAAUGGGAAAGUCUUUAACUGCCUUCUAUGUUAUGCAAUCUAUGACAAGGGCAAUAUGGGCAGCCACAGCAAGACUACUAUUCUAUCCACUCUUUGUAGUGUGUCUUCAUGGACCAAAGUGGCUGAAAACAGAAGUACCAAUGGUGGUUCUGACUUUUCUGCUAGGAUUUAGCAAUGGUUAUCUUACUAGUGUCCUUAUGAUUUUAACACCCAAGUCAGUGCCCUUGUCAGAAUCUGAGUUAUCUGCUAUUGUCAUGACAGGGUUCCUUGGGUUUGGCUUAGUUGGUGGUUCAGUUCUUGGCUGGUUCUGGAUCUUAUGAAGGCAAGUUGUGUUGCAAUAAAAUGAGCAAAAAGGCAGUAGUAGCAUUCAUUGUAAAUCGUGAGGCAAGAAAGCCUUAGUAGUUACCUUGCCCCGACUAGGUUGUGUUUGUUUCUUUAUUUGUUCUCUGAUGUCGUGAGUGCCAUAUCUUAGCAUGCCAGAACAUGAGAAACGUGGAGGUUAUUAGGAAACUUGUAUGUAGGUUAGAAAUGUACUGUAAGAAUCCGUAAACUGAAUGGAAGUUAAGAUCUGCGUUAAUAGAAACAAUAUUUUCUUGCAACAAA